AUGACGUUACGGGACCGGAACGCGGCGGAGACGAUGUACCGGAACGAUAUCGAGGGCUUCUCCGCGUCGUUGUUGGGGAAGCUAGACGCGGCGCGAUCGGCCGGGCGCUACGGUGAGGCGGAGAUCGCUUUGUUGAAAGAAAAGCUUGCGAUCGUUGUGAGCGCGUUCGCGAGCGAGCGAGCGAAGCGAGAGGGGGAGAUGGAGGCGCUCGCGUCGGCGGCGCGCACCGAGCUGAGUGAGCGCGAGUACGCGCUAUCGUCCGCACGAUUGGAGUUGAGUGAGGCUCGAAGGUUGAUUAAGAUUUUGGAGGCGAGGGAGGAGAGCACGAGGGACGAUCUCGACGAGGCGUUGACAUCGAACGAGGUUCUCAAGGCGCAGUUAGUGGAGGAGCACGAAUGCGCGUCGGCUCUGCGAAGAGAGGCGAACCGUUUGAGGGACGCGUUGAGAGAUGCGGGCGAAGCGUUGGCGGACGCCGCGGAGCGCGAGGAGGAGCUUGCAAAUAAACCGCCGACGAGUUCGAUGGAUGACUUCCAGGUCCGACUAGAGCGCGAGAACGCGAACGCUCGAAUCGCUCGCUUGGAGGAAAAAGUUGCGCACGCGCAAGAGGAGAACAAAGAGCUCAGGCGCAAGGUGCAGGAGGCCGAGGGCGAGAGUUCGGAGCUUCAGCGCGCGGUCGCCGAAAGAGAUGGCGCGCAGAGGUUCCUCAAGACUCAACUCGCCGAUUGGAACCAGCGUUUGUACGCACGCGCCGAGGGAAGCGUCGACGGCGAGUCGGCGUCCGCCAGUGACUCCUCUGCGGAGCUGCGAACGAGAUUGGACGAGGUCGAGAUCGAGCUCGGGGCGAAGACGGGCGCGGUCAAGGCUCUAGAGCGUCGCGUGAAGGAUCAAGACAAGGCACUAGAGCGCGCUCGAGCCGAGAUCGAGAAGAUGCGAGAGACGCUCCUCGCUCGCGAUGACGAUGCGUUCGAGAGACGACUCGCCUCGGCACCGCAAUCCAAGUAUGUCGCGAGUGCGGAGAAAGCGGCGGCGGAAGUGAUGGAUAACCUCCGCGCAUCGCGAGCGAAGCACGUGUCCAAACGCAGUCGCGAUCAGCGAGCGUCUCGACGGGAUCGCGUCGCCAUGCCCAAGCCGGCGUCUUCAGGCGCAAGCAAGAAACGCGCGCCUCCGGCGUCUCGCCACAUCGACACGAGCGAGCCGUUCCAACCGCCCCAGGCGAGUGAUGCAGACGAGGACGAGGGCGAAGACGAUGAGGAGUACGAAGAAGUCGAUGUUCCGGUCAAGCGCGUCGUCACCAAGUCGAGGACCAAGGCGAAGCGCGAGAAGAAGCAAAUCGAGCCCGUCGCCGCUAAGGAGAACAGACAAGAAGACGCGGCGCCGGCCGCCCAAGACGGCCCGCGCAUGCCGCUCGGGAUGAUCCAGAUGCCCAAACUCGGCGCGAGAAAAGACAAGUCGGUGGACGACGGCGCGCAAAAGAAGCGCAGAUUGAACCGUCAAUCCGCAAUUCCAGAGGCACUCCCGUCACUCCUCUUCGGCGUCGCUGAGACCGACUUCAGGGUCACCGACGCUCAGUGA
This is a messenger RNA of Ostreococcus tauri, 1572 nucleotides long. RefSeq names its product unnamed product. Lineage: Eukaryota; Viridiplantae; Chlorophyta; Mamiellophyceae; Mamiellales; Bathycoccaceae. The transcript is spliced from 2 exons. Bases 1 to 1572 code for a protein of 523 amino acids. The record is from RefSeq and is a predicted model, not a curated record.